Messenger RNA from Paracoccidioides brasiliensis Pb18, 468 nucleotides. RefSeq lists its product as uncharacterized. The coding region runs from base 1 to 468 and encodes 155 amino acids. Gene Ontology annotation, biological process: protein phosphorylation. The record is from RefSeq and is a predicted model, not a curated record. The transcript has 2 exons. Gene Ontology annotation, molecular function: ATP binding; protein kinase activity.
AUGAAGCACGGCCUUUGCGACCGCGGAAUCGUGCCUCGGUUCUAUGGGACAAUGGAACGGAUGGACUUAUCACACUAUCAACCUCAUCUGAAGAUGUUUCUUAAUGACAAGAAUCCUCCUAGCGCCAUCCCCUUGGAGUACAUUCCACAAAUGGAGAUGAUCUAUCCGCACAAUUUUACAAAGGAGCGGGGAGAGGCUUUGAUCCGUGGCAUCCGAGAGAUUCACAGAGCGUUGGUUCUGCAUUGCGACGCCAAACCGAGGAACAUGAUGAUUGUCAGGAAUGACCCCGAAAGAGUGGUCUGGUUAGACUUCGACAGAGCCCAGACCUAUCACGCAGAUAGCCUUACCGAGAGACAACGAGGAUUUAUUGAGGAUGAAGAGCUAAUGGUGUCUCAACUCGCAGAUUCACUAGAAGCUGAUCAUGCACGAGGCGAGAUUGCUGAGACUUAUCUCUACUAUUGCACCUAG